Calidris pugnax (ruff) is the source of this 1884-nucleotide messenger RNA. It is a transcript of the gene HPCAL4, whose product is annotated as hippocalcin like 4. The coding region runs from base 87 to 662 and encodes 191 amino acids. Lineage: Eukaryota; Metazoa; Chordata; Aves; Charadriiformes; Scolopacidae. The record is from RefSeq and is a predicted model, not a curated record. The transcript is spliced from 4 exons. Gene Ontology annotation, molecular function: calcium ion binding.
GCACCGGUUCCGCGCCCCGCCCGGUCCCGCGCCCCGCCCGGUCCCGCCGAGCCGCCGUCUGCCCGCGUCGUACGACAGGGGCAGCCAUGGGGAAGCACAGCAGCAAGCUGGCCCCAGAGAUGCUGGAUGACCUGGUGAGGAGCACGGAGUUCAGUGAACAGGAGCUGAAGCAGUGGUACAAGGGCUUCCUCAAGGACUGUCCCACCGGCAUCCUCAACCUGGAGGAGUUCCAGCAGCUCUACAUCAAGUUCUUCCCCUACGGAGAUGCGUCCAAGUUUGCCCAGCAUGCUUUCCGCACCUUCGACAAGAAUGGUGACGGGACCAUCGACUUCAGGGAGUUCAUCUGUGCCCUGUCUGUCACCUCCAGGGGUACUUUUGAGCAGAAACUCAACUGGGCCUUUGAGAUGUAUGACCUGGAUGGGGAUGGGAAGAUCACGCGCCUGGAGAUGCUGGAGAUCAUUGAGGCCAUUUACAAGAUGGUGGGGACUGUGAUCAUGAUGAGGAUGAACCAAGAUGGGUUGACACCCCAGCAGCGUGUUGACAAGAUCUUCACAAAGAUGGACAAGGACAAGGAUGACCAGAUCUCCCUGGAGGAGUUCAAGGAGGCAGCGAAGAGUGACCCCUCCAUCGUCCUCCUCCUGCAGUGUGACAUGCAGAAAUAGAGCCCUGGGGGCUCAUCGCUGGACUGGCUGUAGCCCACCUCUGCUCCUCAUGAUGGUUUCCAUCCCCAGUUUCUGCUGAGUCCCCCCUGUACCCGCUUGGCCCCAGGUGUGAGCCACACUCUGUCCCUCCUGCCACCCAGCUGUGUCCUGGGCAGCCUGCAGUCCAUGGGCUGUAGUUCUCCCUCGAUGGGUACAGCCUCCUCUGGGUAUUGUCAGGUUGAGGUUACUCCCAAAUCAACCCUCUCCCUUCCUGGAGCUGGACUCCCAGCAGCUGAUGGCAAGCGUCCUGGUUCCCCAGGGCCAACUGCUCCCACGUCCCUGCUGCUUCCUCCCUGCUUUCCCCCGCACUGCUCUGCUGGCCUGUUCCCUGCUCCUAACCGAAACCAGCUCUUUUUCCCUUUCUGCUGAUCUCCUCUCAUUGCUUGUGGUGCUUCCAGGGAGGCUGAAAAGUCCCAAGUCCUGGUCCUGGUCUCUCAUUCAGUGGCAAUUUCCUUCAAGGCUGCCUGGAGGGGCCAGGGCUGGCCCCAGGGUGCUGCACCCUCCCUGAGGACUGGCUGCCUUGGCUCCCUCCGCCUGGCUUUAGCUUUUCCACCUCUGCUUUUGCUGCUGGGAAUGGCCAGGGUUGGUCAAGGGACUUUAGGGGAGAGCAGAAGCAUCCAAGGCCACCUCUGGGUGUGGCCAGUGUCUGAUCCCAGAAGCCACCUUCUAUCACAUCAUCUGUGUGAGCUGGCAGAGCAAGUGGGUGACCUCCACCACUGCCUCAGCAGCAUCUUGGAUGCUUUGUGGAGUUUCUGGCCUUCCUGGAUAUUGAGAUGAUGCCUGAGGUCCCAAAUCAAAAGACAAGGGCUGUCUAACUCCUCCGUGGGCUGCUCUGGGGCAAGAUCAGGAGCUGUGGAUGUUGAAGGCAUGUCCUGGUGCCACUCCUGGUGUGUGGCACCACUGUGGGGACUGGUGGGUCCAGGACUUGGGGCUGUGGAGAAGUCUGGAUGGGUCCCGUACCUGCUGAGCCUCCUGGCAGGGCUCUGAGGCCACAAGAAACAUGUCUGUCUCCUUCCUCCCUCCAUUCCAGCCUGCUGCCUCUGUCCCUCCUACCCCAGGACAGGAAUAUUGUCACAGAUUGGUAUUUAGUCUGCACAUUGUGGUGUUGAUGACUGUAAUAUCUGUUAGGAGAUAGUGAAGUUGUUAUCUAUUUUUUUAAUGGAAAAAUAAACAGUCCCUCAUA